This is a messenger RNA of Dendrobium catenatum, 1560 nucleotides long. RefSeq names its product probable protein phosphatase 2C 41. Gene Ontology annotation, biological process: protein dephosphorylation. Gene Ontology annotation, molecular function: protein serine/threonine phosphatase activity. Bases 395 to 1246 code for a protein of 283 amino acids. Gene Ontology annotation, cellular component: cytosol; nucleus. The record is from RefSeq and is a predicted model, not a curated record. NCBI's taxonomy places the organism in Eukaryota, Viridiplantae, Streptophyta, Magnoliopsida, Asparagales, Orchidaceae. The transcript has 7 exons.
UAGGAUGGUGCAUCUCGCCAUAUAAAAUAAAUUCCCUUCCCACUACAAGCCAGGGGGACACACAUCUGCGUCUUCAGCAGCAGGCGGCAAAGUCAACAGCAAGCAGCAAGUCUUAUUGAGACUCCGUUUGAGAGCGGAUGGUGACUUCAAUUUCUUGUAUUCAAAGAGAUAGUACGCGAGAAGAAAGACUUGGGAGAAGGCUUUUUUAACCGUUUCCUUUUCGAGAGAAGAAGACUGCUUUGGAUCGCCUUAUCGUUUUUGAAGUGCGGAGGGGGGAUUUCCUGCAGUAAGUCGAGGUUUCGGGUCCUGGUUUUCGCUCAAAAUCGCGUCUUGAGUUUGGAAGACGCGGUGGAUGACGAGAAUCUAGUAAACGGUGCUUGAACUGUGGAUUGACAUGGCUAGAUUUUGCUGCUUUAGGGGCUGCUGGUCUCAGACUACAGGACAUUCCCCUGAUAAUGGUAAAGGAAAAAGCUUCGAAGAUCGAGUGAGGGUGACCUACGGCUUUAGUCUUCUCAAAGGGAAGGCCAAUCAUCCAAUGGAGGAUUACCAUGUUGCCAAAUUUGUACAUGUGAAGGGCCACGAGGUUGGUUUAUUUGCCAUCUUUGAUGGUCAUUUGGGAGACAAAGUGCCUCAAUACUUACAGAAGCAUUUGUUUGAUAAUAUCUUAAAAGAGGAUGAAUUUUGGACCCAUCCAGAGAAAGCCAUAUCAGAAGCUUAUGAGAAGACUGACGAAGCAAUUCUUUCUCAAAGUCCGGAGCUGGGACGGGGUGGAUCUACUGCUGUUACUGCCAUUCUCAUUGAUGGAAGGAAGCUUUGGAUAGCGAAUGUUGGUGAUUCACGAGGAGUUUUAGCAACAGAUGGAAAGGCAGUACAAAUAACAGUUGACCAUGAGCCAAGCAAAGAGAGAUGUGAUAUCGAGACAAGGGGUGGAUUUGUCUCGAACAUGCCAGGGGAUGUCCCAAGAGUUAAUGGUCAGUUAGCUGUUUCUCGUGCAUUUGGAGACGAGAGCCUCAAGUUGCACUUAAGAUCAGAUCCAGAUAUCCGCCCUGUUGACAUUGAUAAUGAUACAGAACUGCUUAUUCUUGCCAGUGAUGGUCUAUGGAAGGUUGUGAACAAUCAAGAAGCAGUUGACAUUGGCAGGAAAUUCAAGGAUCCACAUGUAGCAGCAAAGCAAUUAAUAUCUGAAGCAGUAAAGAAAGACAGCAAGGAUGACAUUUCAUGUAUAGUUGUUCGAUUCAAAGGUUAAAAGAAUUAAUUUUCACAGAAGAAAUCGUUCCUUCAGUUCUCCAACGGUCAAGAGGCCACCAUCUAUAAAUUCAAAAUACAGCACAAGCUGCCAGGACUUUGUAUUAAUUGGCUUCCAUGGUCUCAUUUCCUCUUCUGUAAAUGCUUUUCUUCCUUUUUUUUUCUCUAGUUGUGAAAUAUUAUUUGAUUCCUUUGAAGCGUUAGUUGAUCCGUGCAUCUGUUUGUUCGAUUUCUGAAGACCUGAAGGCCCUAAGGUUGGAAGGUGGACGAUUUAUUCAGUAUAAUGGACUGGAAUUUUAAAGAGCUGUUUGUGUA